Messenger RNA from Dioscorea cayenensis subsp. rotundata (Guinea yam), 1926 nucleotides. RefSeq names its product beta-fructofuranosidase, insoluble isoenzyme 3-like. Gene Ontology annotation, biological process: carbohydrate metabolic process. Bases 89 to 1819 code for a protein of 576 amino acids. The record is from RefSeq and is a predicted model, not a curated record. NCBI's taxonomy places the organism in Eukaryota, Viridiplantae, Streptophyta, Magnoliopsida, Dioscoreales, Dioscoreaceae. The transcript is spliced from 8 exons. Gene Ontology annotation, molecular function: hydrolase activity, hydrolyzing O-glycosyl compounds.
UUCAGAUCCCCCUCUUCUCUAUAAAUUCUCCUUUGCCCUUCCAUUACUUCUAUCUAUAAGUCUUUCCCUUGUGUCUUUGUAGGAAGGUAUGGGGAUUCACAAUAAAGUUUUCUCAACUUGUGUCUUCCUGGUUUGGUUCUGCUUUUGCCUCCCAGGAAUUAUUUGGGUGGCAGAGGCUUCCCAUGUGGUGUACCAAGAGCUCAAGUCUGUUUCUCCCUCCAUUGUUGGCAGUCAAUAUAGGACUGGGUAUCACUUCCAACCCCCCAAGAAUUGGAUUAAUGAUCCAAAUGGGCCAAUGUACCACAAUGGCAUAUACCAUCUCUUCUACCAGUACAACACCAAUGGUUCAGUGUGGGGCAAUAUUGUGUGGGCUCACUCUGUUUCCUCCGACCUGAUCAAUUGGAUACCAUUGGAGCCGGCCAUCUACCCUUCAAAGAAAUUUGACAUCAAUGGCACCUGGUCCGGCUCGGCGACACUCCUCCCAGGAAACAAACCUGUCAUCUUCUACACUGGCAUUGAUCCUCAAGGCCGUCAGGUCCAAAACCUCGCCUUCCCAAAGGACCUUGCUGAUCCGUAUCUUCGAGAAUGGACCAAACCAGAUUACAACCCUGUCAUCCAACCAGAUGCCUCCAUUGAACCUAGCAAGUUUCGUGACCCGACAACGGCUUGGUUUGGCCUUGACGGGCACUGGAGGGUCGUCAUUGGCAGCAGGCGCAAGAUGAGAGGAAUGGCAGUGUUGUACAGGAGCAGAGACUUUGUGAAAUGGGUGAAGGCCCAGCACCCAUUGCACUCCUCCAAGGAUACCGGAAUGUGGGAAUGCCCGGAUUUUUUCCCAGUGUCCUUGAAGGGUAAGAAAGGCCUUGACACAUCUGUGAGUGGACCUGGAGUGAAGCAUGUGCUCAAAGUGAGCUUGGACAUGACAAGGUACGAGUAUUAUACAGUGGGGACAUAUUAUCAUAUGAUCGAUAGGUACAUUCCUGAUAACAGCUCGGCUGAUGAUCAUACUGGAUUGAGGUACGAUUAUGGGAACUUUUAUGCGUCCAAGACAUUCUUUGAUGAGGCAAAGCAGAGGAGGAUUUUGUGGGGAUGGUCAAAUGAAUCCGACACUGUCAAGGAUGAUAUAAAGAAGGGUUGGGCUGGCAUUCAAACCAUUCCAAGGGCUCUUUGGCUGGAUCCUAGUGGUAAGCAACUUGUCCAAUGGCCAGUGGAGGAACUAGAAACCUUGAGAGGAAAACAAGUUAAUUUAUAUGACAAAGAACUCAAGUCUGGUGACAUAUAUGAAGUUAAAGGAAUAUCAUCCGCACAGGCUAGUCUCUACCUCAUUUUUGAGAUUUCUGGGCUGGAUAAAGCAGAGCCCUUUGAAGAAUUCUGGUCUGAUCCACAAGUUCUUUGUGGUCAAAAGGGUGCGGCCGUGGAAGGUGGAGUUGGUCCAUUUGGGCUGCUGGUUCUGGCCUCUGGGGACAGGGAAGAGCAAACUGCUGUUCUUUUCAGAGUAUUCAAAGCUCCCAACAAGCAUGUGGUCCUUAUGUGUCAUGACCCUAGCAAAUCUUCUUUGAGACCAGGCAUGUACAAGCCAAGCUUUGCAGGAUUUGUGGAUGUGGAUAUCAACAAGACCAAGAAAAUAUCUCUCAGAUCUUUGAUUGAUCACUCUGUGUUAGAGAGUUUUGGGGCUGAAGGAAAAACAUGCAUCACAUCAAGGGUUUAUCCAAGUAAAGCAAUAGGACAAGAUGCACAUCUGUUUGUGUUUAAUAAUGGGUCGGAAGAUGUGCGAAUUACACAGUUGAGUGCAUGGGAAAUGACUAGCCCACGUAUGAAUUGAUAUUAGGAAUAUUACAUGAUUAUUUAGAUUUGUGUUAUUUUUCCUCACAAUAAACCACGUCAAGGAUGCAUUUCAUGUUCUAUUAAUCUAUUACUUUUCUUUUUUUU